UCAGCCGUCAAAGCUGAUCUGCAGCCCACACCGGCAGAGUUGACCUUCGGUCGUACAUUGCGUCUCCCAGGAGAAAUGGUAGCACCGACCCCACCAACUGCCUUCAACUACGGUACCUAUGCUGCUCGUUUAGUAAAUCGUAUGCGACAGUUACGUAUUUAA
This is a messenger RNA of Echinostoma caproni, 162 nucleotides long. Lineage: Eukaryota; Metazoa; Platyhelminthes; Trematoda; Plagiorchiida; Echinostomatidae. The record is from the annotation of a GenBank genome assembly.